CCUGGAAAUCAGACGCUUACGGAGCGUAUCAGCUAGAGAGAUGUGGACUCUGAAGCGGCGUCGAAAACAGUGAAACAUCCCCGGGAAUAUCGCUGAAUUAGUCGCUCAGAUAGACUAAAACAUACCUAUACGUAUGAAAAGAAGACCUAGAGAGGAUUAAAUUGUAAAUUCCAUUAUUUUUUCUCCGGAACGUUACCCUAAAUAUCGGCCUUUCGCAGUCCCAAUGCUGUGGUCGCGUGAAAGGAGAGGAUGACUGUUUGAUUUCGUUUCAUUGCUCACCGCAUCGCCUUCCUCUCUUUUUUUCUGAUUUGGACCCGCUAUGGUGGACUCGAAUGCAAUGAGGAAGACUUUUGUGGUCCCGGAUAUAAAGCCAUUGGAUCAGUAUGAUUUGCCCAGAGCCAAAAUCUGCGCCAGUGUUGGGUGGCUUCUGGCGAAAUCUUACGGCAAUGCAGAGAAUGUUCCAGUGGAGCUGCGGGACCCGUUCUACUGUGAUCAGUAUGAGCAAGAGCACCUGAAGCCUCCUGUCACGCGCCUCCUGCUGUCCCCUGAGCUCUACUGUCGCACGUAUGGCCUUCUGCUGGGUGGAAGCCCGGGGGCCAAGGGGCCCCCCAAAGACAUCCCAGCACUCCUACAGGUCCUGGGCAGGAAGGUCUUGGCACCCAAAGACCAGAAUGCCCCCGUGACAGAGGCUGAGCUCCGGCAGAAGCCCAUCAAAAUGAGUGCCCACUUGGAGUUGAUGGAUGACUUAAUGGCAGUGGGUGCCAUGGAGACGGUGAGCACAGUCUUGGCGAGCGGCGGAUCGGAGCUGUUUGGUACAGAUGCAACCUGGGACAGAGUCCUGCUUUGCUGGGUUAACACGCUGAAUCAAAAACUGAAGGAACAAACAGAAGGUACACAAAAUGACGCAUCUCAGCCUAGUACUGAACCAGAGCCUGUUCAACCUUCGAUCCGGUACAGGAAGGACAGGAUGCAGUCUAAGCUCAAACCCUAUUUUCCUGUGGUGAAUGAAGUGAAGGAUCUCUCAAACGGAUGUGCUAUUGCUGCAGUUAUUCACCAUUACUGUCCUGGUCUACUGAGAUUAGAGGAUGUAUGUAUGAAGGACUCCAUGUCUGUGGCUGACAGCCUGUACAACCUACAGCUGAUUCGGGAGUUCUGUGACAGCUGUUUGAAGAGCUGCUGCCCUCUAGCGUUGGAGGAUAUGCUAUACAGCCCAGCAGAAUUAAAGACAAACAUACUGAACUUUCUGGCAGAGCUCUUGUAUUGGUUUGAGGUCUCAAAGCCAGAGUUUGUUCAGCCCCUGCAGGACUCUGAGCUGACUGAAACAUCUGGAAGGACCAGCAAUGGCAACAGCGGGUCCAGCAACAGUGGUUCUCCAUCUAUCUUCAAAAAGCCUUUCCUGCCCAUCUCUUCCCCUGUGACUGCAGCAACAGGAUCUCUAACUCAGUCUACCUCAAUGUCUCAUGUAGAGGCAGCGGGAAGAAUGUGGACUAAGAAACCACUUAGCCGUCCCAUGUCCUCUGCUGUGUCCUUUAGUAUUCCUUUUGGACUGGACAGUGAUGUGGAUAUUGUGAUGGGGAACCCUGUAAUAACUCGGUCUGUCAGUUCGGACAAUCUUAACCCUGCUGGUCAAUCCAUGACACAUGUCCCAUACACACCCCCAGAGGACCUCAGCCACUUGCUUAGUAAAGCUCCUGGGCCUAAUGGCCCUCAAAGAGCUUCUUGGGCCACUCGAACUCGUCCGAUGCUGGCUGAAGAGAACGGCAUUGAUGAUAGUGUAACAGGAGAGCUACCAACCAUUGAAGAGGCACUGCAGAUCAUCCACAACGAAGAGAAGAUGGAGCCUCGCCUUCACCCGGACGGGGCACCUGAUGGUUUCUACCUGCAUUCACCAGAUGAUUCAGCAACUGCUAGACUUAAUGGCAGCCCAGUAACUCUCAGCUCUUCAGCCCCAUCCCGCUCAGGAAUGCUCUACCACCGAUCCUCAGGAGUCCCGUCAGAGCCCAGCUGCACCAGACACCCCUCAGAGGGAUCCAGAGAUGACGACUCCGUAUUAAGAGGUGGAAGUGUGGAUUCAGAUGCCUCCGAAGAUCUUCCAAAAACUCACUCCACCCCUGUCACACCCGCCUCGGGCCCUCGCAUAACACAACCGCGUAGUGAAGAGACACCGGAUAGCGGUGUUAGGAUGACCAAUUUUGCCGAACGGAAAAAGAAACUUGUUCCAGAACAAGUACAGCCCAAUGAACCACAGGCCUCACAGAUGACUACAUGGGCCAAGAAAUCAGAGGAGAGUCCCAGUAAGAGUCCUGCUCUCAGCACUGAAAUGUCAGAGCUGGGGGCGAGGCUUGAGGAGAAGCGGAAGGCUAUUGAGGCUCAGAAGAAGCGUAUAGAGGCCAUCUUUGCCAAACACCGGCAACGGCUGGGAAAAACUGCCUUCCUGCAGUUAAAGAAGGAGCAGGAGGAUGGGGAUGGCGAGGAAGGACGUCAAGGGGAGGUUGGUACCUCCUCUGUGGAAGAUGACCUCAGCCGUUUGGCGCUAGAGGAGAAUCUGGCACGCUUGGAGAGCGAGGAGCAGCAAGAGGAGGAACAGUUGAAAAAGGGCCCCUCAGUAGAAGAAGAGGGGAAUAUCAAGCCCUCUGUCCAACAGGACAAUCCAGUAGAGAAAGAAAAGGCUGGAGUAGGAGUUCCUGGAGGAAAAGGCACGGCUCCUCUGGGAGAUUACAACAACGCUGUGUCUAAACUAAGUGCUGCUCUCAAUUCUCUCCAAAGCGAUAUGCAGCGCCUCUCGGAGCAGCAGAACCAGCUGAUGAAGAAGAAGGCAGCUCCUAACAAUCAGGCUUGGGUCAUCCCACCCAGCUCCAAACCCUCAAUAACUGCACCUUCUCGUUUGUCAAGGGAGUCCACUCGUGACCUGCCCUCUGCCUCCUCUUCUCCUUCCCCAUCUCGCAAGAUUGCAAGUCACACCGCUCCCCCCAAAUCACCUGCAUCCCACCGUAGGGCACAGUCUGCACCUCCAAAGAGCCCCAAACUGCAUCACCACCCUCGGCCUGCAGAGCUCAAGACUCCUGUUUCCACAAGAGUUAUAACUCCCCCUCAAAGUGUGGACAACCUUCCUCAUUUGCGAAGAGUGUCCCCGUGGCAAUACAGGGAUCAGAACUCAUCCUCUUUCAGCAUAGGUACCUCCAGUCAGAGUGAGUCCCGCUCAGCUUCGUCCCUGGCUAGACCAGAGGACAACUUCUCAGACACCAGCUCCAGUGAGGACCAUACAAUCUUCAGUAUGGAACUGGAUAGCGGAUCUUCACAGGUUCUGCCCCGAAAGGAGCGCCAGGGUGGUGGCAGCAGCUCAGGAGCUCCUUCUGAGUGCUCCUUUGAGAGUGACAUUCCUGUAGCUGCUUUCAAUGGCAAGCGCAACAGCCUUAUCGAGAUCUCACUGUCGUCUCUCAAAGCAUUAGAGGGUGAAGAAGCCGAUCAGAGCCAGGAUAUCUUCUCAGAUUCAAUGAGCGACCAAACGGAGCCAGAAACUAGGGGUGGACUUGGAUUCUUCUUCAAGCAGGAUGAAGCUCGACCUGAGGAUGAGAUGGAGAGGAGAAGAGCUGCAUUACUUGAGAAACAACAAAAGAGAGCAGAGGAGAUGAAGAGGCGAAGACAGGAACAAGAAAGAGAGAGGGAGGCAAGUAGGUCAUCUUCAGUGGAUGAGCCUCGCAGAGGAGAGGAGAGGCCCCGAACUCCUUCUACCCCUCCGCCUCCACGCACCCCUCCACCAGAGGGCACUCCUCAGCGGCGUGGAGACUUCACCCGCCAGGAGUAUGAACGGCGACAUCAGCUAAAAAUAAUGGAGGAUCUAGAUAAAGUUCUCCGCCAGAAACCUACUACAGUAAGAGGCGUCAAGAAGCAGAGGCCCAAAACAGUGUUCAGAGAUGACUCCGACCUCUCUCGCAGCCCUGCCAAAGGGUUUAUGGGUUCUAGACUAAAUAAAGUUUACUCCCAUUCAACAAUGAAUCUGUCCUCCAUGGCCAAUGACAAUGGAACGCUAACUGUCAGAAAAUCUCCAAGUCGUUCUCAUUCACCAUCCAGACUGCUAUCUCCAGGCCGUCUUGCUGCACAGAAUGGAGACUGGGAAAAUACAUCUACUAUUUCAUCCCCAGCUUCCAUACCAGAAUACACUGGACCGAAACUCUACAAGGAGCCAAGCUUCAAGUCCAAUAAGUUCAUUAUCAAUAAUGCCAUCUCUCGCUGUUGUUUGGCAGGCAAGGUCAACGAACCACAGAAAAACAAGAUUGUAGAGGAAAUGGAGAAAAGCUCUGCGAACCAUUUCCUCAUCCUGUUCCGGGAUGCCAGCUGUCAGUUCCGGGCGGUUUACACCAUGAACCCCGAGACGGAGGAGAUGGUUAGGCUCACAGGUAUUGGGCCGCGUGUUAUCAGUCCCACUAUGGUGGAGUCGAUCUACAAGUACAGCUCUGACCGCAAGCAGUUCACGGUCAUCCCGUCCAAGACCAUGUCCAUGAGCGUGGAUGCCUUCACCAUUCCCAACCACCUAUGGGAGCGCAAGCGCCCGGGAACUCCAAAGAAGCUCGGGACCCCAAAAUAAAGCCUGCUGGAAAUGCCAACUAUGCCUGAGCUGGCCACGUCACCCUGGGUUUCUGUCCCCACUCCGCCAGAGUAGCGGGGCACAGUGGAGUGCAUGCCUGGAGAAGGAGUGGGAUAACUGAAAAGAGGCCCUAAUACAGAAAAUCCUAAAAGAAAGUGCCCUCAGAAGUUCAUGGCGGGUGACUGUGCAAAACCUCUCUGUGUAACUACAAGUCAAGUUACAAAGAUCUAUUCAGAAAUCCCUAUUGCCAUUUUCUUAAGGUAACUCAAGUGAACACAAGUCAUAUUUCCAAGAAAGGGGCCUGAUUGGUUUUCUAAGAUUGUACAAAAUGUAUCCUUGGCAUUUUAGAUGCAACUUUCCAGUCUCAUCUUUCAAGUAAAAUGAAUGUCCUCCAGAAAAAGAUCCUUAGAAAUGUUACUAUCUUCCAGCUCCUUCCCUCUUUUACUCACUGAACUGGAUCCAUUGACAUGUAAAGGAUGCCCCAGAUGAAAUCGAAUCUUUGCUCUUUGAUGAAUGUAGGGCACAAACCAACACAGGCCUUCUUAUCGUCUUGUUUAUCGUCAUCAGCUUCUCAGUCUUAAGGGACUGAAUGUAGAACUGAAUUACAAGGGGGCGCAGCCACUCUCCUUUGUCACGUCAUGCGAAAAAGUCCCAUGCUGCUGUCCAUUUCGAGUCUGUCUUGCUCUCUGAUCAAACCGCCCUAUCGCUUGGCCUUCCUAAAGUCAGUCGUAGACAUCUGGAUGUUUACUUUCUUAAUGCUUCGGACCUAAUCUAACUGGAUCACUCAAGGUUUUGGACCUCAGGAGAGCAUGUUAAAGACUCAGAUAUUUUCCUUCGCAUUUGCUUUAAUUAAGAAUGAAUGAAAAAGUGAAAAGAUGCCAGACCAUGCAGUUGAUUUCCAUUAAUGAUACUCCAAAAAUGAAGGAAGCCUUUUUACUCCGUUUAGCUGUAACUGGAAAAAUAAUGUAAGAAAAAAAAAUCAAGGCUGAUUUAAUAUACUGUAUAUUUGAAUGCUGUUUAUUGCUGAUUCUUUCAUUUUUGACAAUGAUUUGUAUAUUGUGGCGAUUUGUAAGCAAUGAAUAAGCUACCCUGCUGCUUCACUACUAGAGCUGGAUGUGCUGGUGUGAAUGAGUGUGUGAGCGGGACCGGGGACAGAAUGAGACAGAUGGUGAGAAACAAUAAAGACAAAUCUGAUAUUAACUCUCACUUAUGUACCCAGAGCUGAAUGAACAAGUAGUCCUGUUUGGUGUAAUGCAUACUUACACCCCGACAUGCAGCAGCUCAUAGUGAUAUACCAAUAGUGAACACCAACCGAAAGUGAUAUAAAACAAAUGCUAAAAGGCAGAUGAGCAGCCCUGGUGUCUGCAGCCUUAAAUGGUUAUUAUGUUGUUUCUAUUACUAUGAUCUAUGAAUAGUCUCCAAACUGUCUAACUUGGCCUUAUUCGUUUCUUGGAUGGCUUGAAGUUGUCUUUUUGUAUAAAAGGGGCGUUUAGUCUGUUUCUCUUUAUCAAAGCACUAAAACAACUGAUUAAGUCAGGCCACCCUUUCCUGUCUUCAGAGAAUCAGAUGAAGUACUUCACAGAUUUGCUGUAAAGAUGUACAUAUUUUUGUAAAGAGCCAAAAAAAAAAAUCAUUUUUGAAAUGAUUGGAUGAUAUGUUUCUGUGUCAAAUGAAUGGGAGAUGUGUAUUUGUGUGUAGGUUGCAUGUGUUUGUUGGGUGAAACAUGAUGGUGUAAUGUAACUGGAUUCUGUGCAAUUCUGUAGAAUGUUAGGUCACCUAAGGUUUUAACCUUAUUUAUUGGGUAAGGAUGAGCUAGAGGUUUCUGUUUAGUUUCCAAUUUUAUUAUUUAUGUACUGGCAAAUGUGGUGAUUCACUCGUUCAUUUCAGAAAGCACAUUAAUGUUUUGUAUUUUUCUUUUACGGUUUCCAUGUUCAUGUUGGUAGAUUGUUUUCUCCCAAAUUCUUUGAUUAUGGAUCAAUCCCAUGUGACAGGAUUAGAAAAAUAAAAUCAUUUUUAAAUAA
Molecule: messenger RNA, 6606 nt
Organism: Sinocyclocheilus rhinocerous
Lineage: Eukaryota; Metazoa; Chordata; Actinopteri; Cypriniformes; Cyprinidae
Product: calmodulin-regulated spectrin-associated protein 3-like
Exons: 17
Coding region: 320-4585 (1421 amino acids)
Biological process (GO): cytoplasmic microtubule organization; neuron projection development; negative regulation of microtubule depolymerization
Cellular component (GO): microtubule minus-end
Molecular function (GO): calmodulin binding; microtubule minus-end binding; spectrin binding
Source: RefSeq, a predicted model, not a curated record